This is a messenger RNA of Chara braunii, 935 nucleotides long. NCBI's taxonomy places the organism in Eukaryota, Viridiplantae, Streptophyta, Charophyceae, Charales, Characeae. The record is from the annotation of a GenBank genome assembly.
CGAGUACUUGGAGUGUCUGAUUAUCCAGGCCUGGAGAAUGGACAUGGAGGGUGUUCUUCUCGGAUUCCUGUUCGGAUCGAUGCGGCCUGGUCAUCGCCAACCAAUCGCCCUAGAGCUUACGGUCCCACUCGCGCAGCUAGCCGACGAUCUCCCCCUGGAGAUUGUCUCACAAAGUGACGAGAGCCCGGUCCCGCACGUCCUCACGCGGACCUUGACGCCGUAUCUUCAGUGGUCAGUGUGCCUGGAGGAGCCAGGAAGCGACCGCAAUCCGCCAUCACAACGGGAUUAUUUGAGCUCGUGGGAGAUCAUCGAUCCCGCCUACUUCCGGGAUCGAAUGGCCACCGAAGAUGAGGCGAUAGCGGUUGAAGAAGAAGAAGAGGAGGAGGACGACGAGGAAGAAACUCCCGAAGAGGGGAGUUAUAGCGAACACAGCGAAGGGGAGCAAAGUGAGGAAGAGGAAGAAGAUGAACAAGACGACGAAGAGGAGGAGCUAGAGUUGGAGGAGUCGGCGUGGGAGAUCUCGGCGGAGGAAGGAAAGCAAGCAGGCGCACAGACAGAAGACCCCGAGGCGGCACGCAAGAGAGAAGAGAUCGCGGCCGAAAAACGACAGCUGGAGUUCGCCAGCGGAGCCAAUCAGCAGGUUGCCGACAAUCCGGCCCGAGACCCAGAGCCGCCCAAGCCUGAGGAUGGGGACCCAACUGCUAAGACUUCGACCGCACCAACAAGGCGGCGACGAAGCCGAUCCCCCUCCCCCUCCACCCUCGACUGUCCACCAGUUCGAGUCCUUACUGAUGCGGGGCAUCGGGCUUCGUCCCCGGUCGUUAUCCCGCCGUCCCCUUGACCAUCUCACCCUCCGUCAGGCUACUACCAGCAUUGUCUUCCCCCGCAAUACCUUCCCCUUCGACACCUUCCGCUUCUUCUAUGCCACCCAUCUU